AUGCCACUUCCCCCACGUGCUGCGGAGCCACUUCCUCCACGUGCUGCAGAUCCACCUCGCGAGGUUCAAGUCUCGAGUCUACCGCAGUUCGAUGGAACUGGUGACCCGCAGGAGCACCUUGAAAAGUUCUACGCCAUGGCAGAUCUAUAUGGCCCAACUGAUGCGGCAAUGUGCAAGAUGUUUCGCACAACGCUCUCCGAACGAGCAUUGAGCUGGUUCAACUCCUUGCCCACUGGGUCAAUUGAAGCUUUCUUCCAACUAACAGAUCGCUUCACCCACCAUUUCGCUAUCAACAAAGAGUACGCAAAGACUCCCUCGUACCUCUUCACUAUCACCCAGAGAGAGGGCGAGACCCUCCCCAACUACAUUCAACGAUUUGUAGAGGCAUCUCACAAAGUUCCUAACAUGGGAGGAAGCAUGCUCGUUGGAAUAAUUCAACAAAACUUGAAGAAAGGUAGAUUCAAGGAAUCUAUUGCAGGAAGACCUCCAACCACUCUAGAAGAGUUACUAAGUCGCGCUCAGAAACACGUGCGCAUCGAAGAGGCUUCGGCCCUCCCUCCUCCCAAGAGAAAAAGAGAUGAAGAUUACUUUAACACCCGGCGACAAGAUGGCCAACGACAAUCGUCAACAUCUCAUUGA
Messenger RNA from Erythranthe guttata (spotted monkey flower), 639 nucleotides. NCBI's taxonomy places the organism in Eukaryota, Viridiplantae, Streptophyta, Magnoliopsida, Lamiales, Phrymaceae. The record is from RefSeq and is a predicted model, not a curated record.